CCUAGGAAACAGCAACCCUGAGCUGACAGCUGCCUCUUCGAGGGAAGAAUCUGCAUGUGACAGGCACUGCUGGCGUUUCAGAACUCCAGAUCUGGGAUGCUUCAGUCCCUGAAUGGUGCGUCAUACACUGAGCAUCGUCUUCAUGUCCAAGGAAACUCAUCAUCUCCUUCCCCACAAGGAAGGCCUCGUUUUACCUCUCCGCCAUCUCACUCCAGAGCUGGAGCACCUGAGGAAAAACUGGGCCUCAGUCUGGAUGACUUCAUCCCAUGGCACCUCCAGAAAAACUCCUCUUUCAUCAGCAGCAGGAACCCAGUAUCUCCACAGGCUACAUCUACUCCACAGGCAGUGAGGGCUCCCUCGAACCACAGAGUUCCUGUGAUUCGUCAUUGCGGUUCGAACACCUUGAAUUUUGAGUUCCACGACACAGCCCCCCGCACUGUGUACAAUGGGAUCUCUCAGCCGUGGAAAACAACCUCAGCAAAUAAUUGGUAUCCCACCUGGCCUGCUAAAGAAAUUAGACCACUGACAUCCAAAGCAGCACCUGUCCCCCACCCAGUUGGUUCACCUGCUAGCCCAGCUGUCAAUGGCACUGCACAACCAGGUUGGUCUGCCACCUGGACAAAAGAUGGCCGGAGGAAGGAAAAACGCUGGGUGAAGUAUGAUGGCAUUGGACCAGUGGAUGAGUCUGGGAUGCCCAUCGCCUCACGAUCGAGUGUGGAUAGUCCUCGGGACUGGUAUCGGAGCAUGUUCCAGCAGAUCCACAGCAAGCUUCCUGAAUCAGAACUGGACUGGGACUUCUCCUACAACUCUAGAGAUCAUAGGCCUCCGGGGUUCAUGCAGAAAAGCCAGCCAGCAGCCCUGGCAUCAAGCAGCCAAGCAGCAUUCAAGCACCGGCAGAAUGGCUUAGACUGGAGAAGUUGGGAAGCAGCUGAUGCUGCAGCCAUGGAGCCCAAGAGCAUUUUUGACUAUGAACCCGGGAAGUCAUCCAUCCUCGAUUAUCCCAGCUCGCCUUCGAAGCCCCUCACAGCAUAUUCAGCACAACACCGCCCACCCUCCCCACCCAUUGAGGAGUUACUGGAGAGGGAGCUGCAGCAGCUGAGCGAAGAGCUGGACAAGGACAUCAGAGCCAUUGAGCUUUCCCUCAAGGGCUCCUCCUGGGCCGCUUCGUCCGGCUGCGCCUCUGCUCCUCCGGCCUCGGCUGCCCGCCGCAGCCCACUGCCUGACUGCAGCACCUAUCCUUCCACAGGACAAAGCCUCUCUGCAGCUCAGGGCCACUUGCCAGCCAGCCCUAGAAUGGAGAAAGGAAGCCCAGGCAUUGCCCGGAAUAACUGGAGCAGCUCUCCACCCAGGAAUGAUCCUCUGAGACUUGUUGGGAUAAGCCCCUUUCUUGAUUCUUCAGAAAUUGUCUUGGAUAGUCCCCCAAAGAGAGACGAGAAGAAGAUGAAAGCUGCUCGGCUCAAAUUUGACUUCCAGGCAGAGUCGCCAAAGGAACUGACUUUGCAGAAGGGUGACAUUGUCUACAUUCACAAGGAAGUGGAUAGAAACUGGCUGGAAGGAGAACACCAUGGCAGAGUGGGCAUUUUCCCCACCAACUAUGUGGAGGUCCUGCCUCCAACAGAAAUCCCCAAGCCGAUCAAAUCCCCCACCGUCCAAGUCCUGGAAUAUGGAGAAGCGGUAGCUCAGUACAACUUCAAGGGUGACCUGGCAGUGGAGCUGUCAUUUCGGAAGGGUGAACGCAUCUGCCUGCUUCGCAGGGUGGACGGAAACUGGUACGAGGGCCGCAUAUCUGGCACCAACCGCCAGGGCAUUUUCCCAGCCAACUAUGUGCAGGUGGUGAAGGAACCGAGAGUGAAGAACUCGGAGGAGUUUCCUUCCUCUCCAGGCCUGCGGACCUCUUCUGGCUCCCCGUCCCAGCCACACUCACCCAGCCUGAGCAGCAGGGGGCAGCUCAACACCUCCCCAUUGAGCCUUCAGGGCUCCCUGGCCACAGAUGUGCUGCAUUCCUCCUCCUCGAGCCACUCAGGAUUCACUUUCCCUGCAUCCCCGAAGUUUGAGCACCCAGAGGCUGUGCCCCGCAGGCCCCAGAGCACAGACAGAGCAGCCUCCUUCAGUCCCCACAUCCAGAGCCCUGUCAAAACAUCCAGCAGCAGCCCAUCGCCAGCCUCCUCCUUCCAGAUUCAGGAGCCUGAGCAGCCUGCUGUCCCCACCUUGGCUCCACAACCACCAGCCGUCUUCCCACCGCAGGCCGCUGCCCCUGGAGCUUCCCAGCCAUGCAGCCCUGGACGUGUCUCUUCUUGUGCGCCCCCCUCCAGUGCGCAGUGGACCCUAUACCAGGCUCUCUAUCAGUACAGACCCCAGAACGAAGAUGAGCUGGAGCUUCAUGAAGGGGACCAAGUGGAUGUUAUGCAGCAAUGUGACGAUGGCUGGUUUGUGGGUGUCUCUAGAAGAACACAUAAAUUUGGCACUUUCCCUGGGAAUUACGUUGCCCCUGUGUGAUUGCUCCUCGACCAACCCUUCGUGUGCCAAGUGGAAACUGAGUCAGAAUCUGCUGCUCUUGUAUCCGGUUUCCUUGGAAAGACAAGGAGCAAAAAGAGAUGGUGGUGUGAGAGCCAGCCUGGAGCCCAAGCUGCGUUCAAGGAAGGUCUUGCCGCUUGUCCCCUGGAGACCUCUGUGCCUUGACCACCACCUUCCACUUCUGUGUCUUGGCUUCCUUGUACAGGGUGAUCACACUCUUAUUUUCCCCACCCUCCAGUAUUUAUGAAGCAUCAUUAUUUCAAGCCUUUCUGUGACAAGCAAGAGACUCGGGCUAAGCAGACAAUGCAGAUAACCUCCUGGGCUCUUUGCUUGCUGUGGCCCAACUGAGUUCCCUCUUUGUGGGCAAAUCUGGCAGUGUCAGCCCUUCUGCCAGCUCUCAUAUCAGCAGUGCAAGGUGGAGAUGGGAUUGUGACCCUGUGACUGCCCUGCAUCCAAUCUCCAGAAUGAUCCUGCUUCCUUGCAAUGGACCACAAACACUGCUGUGGUGUUCUGCGGACUCUGUAACCAAUGUCCCACCACAAGUGAUGAGCUUAUGGUGCUCUCUGAGCACCCACAACCUUCUCUGUGUUCCAUGGGAAUCCAUGGACACUGCCGAGAGAAGGCUGCUCCACCAAGUUUAUGCAAGGCCGUAUGGCUACCAGUAGUCACAUUUUUGUACCCUGCCCAACUACCCUCAAAGGCUUUGCCUGCUGGAAGUCCAUCUAAAUAGUCUCUCCAUCUAAAGGAUUCAUUUAGAACUUUGAUCAAAAUAACUUCCAAUCAUUCCUCUUCAUGUUUGACCCUGUGAGUGGAUGCACUGUCUUGCUUGUGUUAAACUAAAAGACGUGAUCACUUGGAGAGUUAGCAGAUUCCUAGGGCUACUCUGCAGCUAGAGCACACUUUGGGCAUUCCUUUAGCCUAAACUCUCUGUCUUUGCUUGCAGUUCAUCUUCAUCCUCCUCGCCUAAUUUUGAGCACCUGCUACAAAGGGUUUAAUAUUGAUACAAUUGUUGGGGGUCGUAGAAAGGAAGUGAAGGGGAGAAUUCAGUCCUGUUACGGUUACUGACAUCUGUGCUAAUUGACCCCAACCAAGAAGCAGUGGUGGUUACUGCUUUUGCAUAAGUGCCCAUUGUCCACAGCUCCUCUCUGAAGAUGCAUCUCAUUCCUGCCCCCAGCAGCAAAAGCCAGACACCGUUGGAGACCCGCAAGUCUCCUAUCCUGGCAUUAGAAAACUGAGCCUGUUUGUAUGUUGCCUGUACCCUGCCUUUAAUCUCCUUGAACUUUCCAUUCUGGCAGUCUCCUUUCACCUCCAAAGUCAAGGGUCAAGACCGGAGGGAGAUUUCUAGGUCUAAAGAUAUUCUCUAGUGGCUAGAGUAGCCGCAGCUUGAGUUGUUCUCAAACUUCUGGGGAUAUGCAGCUGGUGAGGCAGAAAAAACAGGAAAGAGACAGUGGGGGAUUGUAUUGGGCCAAGAACACUGAGACAUCUAUGUCUCCUGCAGCCUCUUGCACAGUGCUAACAAAAUUGUCCUCCACACUGCAGCAGAACAGCUGUGCAUGUGGGGUGUUGAGACAGUCCCACCCAUGGAGAGAAGAUGUGCAGGUUGAGACCAGCCCUGGUGGAGUGGAGUCUCUGCUCUAGGUAAACAACAGGGGCUUCCUUUUGUUUUUAAGAAACAUGGUAGCAGCACCUUGCAGGUUCAGGCUCAGCGUCUUGGCUUGGUGGUUUUCAGACUCUUUACCUUCCAGGAAGCCUUUCCUGCUGUCCCCCCGCCCCCACCUGGUGUGCAUGUGCCACAGAACCCAGCACAUAACAAAGGACUGUAGCUUGCUUUCAUCAGGUGAGCACUGUGCAGGAUGUGAUCCUCUUGCCAGUCUUAGGCAGUUUGGACACCAUACCUUUAAAGCAACCCCCCCC
Messenger RNA from Lacerta agilis (Sand lizard), 4428 nucleotides. It is a transcript of the gene SORBS3, whose product is annotated as sorbin and SH3 domain containing 3. Bases 97 to 2496 code for a protein of 799 amino acids. Gene Ontology annotation, molecular function: protein binding. The record is from RefSeq and is a predicted model, not a curated record. NCBI's taxonomy places the organism in Eukaryota, Metazoa, Chordata, Lepidosauria, Squamata, Lacertidae. The transcript has 20 exons.